This is a messenger RNA of Cornus florida, 806 nucleotides long. RefSeq lists its product as uncharacterized. Gene Ontology annotation, cellular component: nucleus; cytosol. The record is from RefSeq and is a predicted model, not a curated record. Bases 151 to 543 code for a protein of 130 amino acids. The transcript is spliced from 7 exons. Gene Ontology annotation, molecular function: DNA binding. NCBI's taxonomy places the organism in Eukaryota, Viridiplantae, Streptophyta, Magnoliopsida, Cornales, Cornaceae.
CCAAUGACGACCGAGACAUCAGGCUCCUAUAUACAUUGAUCUUGUGCGGGUGUAUAUAUACAUAUAUAGCUCGCGUCUCUCGAACGCCAGCUCUGGUUCCGCCAUCUCCCUUUUCGUGGUACCAACUGCUGUUUGAUUCUGCCAUAACAAAUGGCUGACCCUGAAUUGGAAGCUAUCAGGCAAAGGAGAAUGCAGGAGCUAAUGGCUCAACGCAGCGGUGGCAUUCCAAACCAGCAGAACACUGAAGAGCAGAAUGCUCAAGAGGAGGCCAAAAGGGAAGCUGAUGAACGAAGGCAAAUGAUGCUUAGUCAGAUUCUGUCAUCUGAAGCACGAGAAAGACUUGCUCGAAUUGCUUUGGUGAAGCCUGAGAAGGCAAGAGGAGUUGAAGAUGUCAUACUCAGGGCUGCCCAAAUGGGUCAGAUAGUUGAGAAGGUUUCCGAAGAGAGGCUCAUUUCAUUGCUGGAACAGAUCAAUAACCAAACAACUAAACAGACCAAAGUCACAAUCCAGAGGCGACGGAGUGUGCUUGAGGAUGAUGACUAGCACACAUUUGAAAUUAGAGCUCUAUGUUUGAUGAUAAAAUGCUUCAUUGUGAUGUAUAUCUCUAGAUUUAUACUUAACUUUGUGGUAAGCGGUUUUCUGACUGUAUUUUGCUCCUACUUUGUUAUAUUAAUUCCCUUUUGUUUCACCUGAAAGUAUUUAUUCAGCUUGACUUUGUUGUCAAGUGGUCAAUUUGAAUGUAUGCUAGCCUUGCAUAUUUUUGAAGGCAAGACAAUUGUCUGAAGUAAUAUUUCAUUUUCUGGACU